Molecule: messenger RNA, 7472 nt
Organism: Fusarium verticillioides 7600
Lineage: Eukaryota; Fungi; Ascomycota; Sordariomycetes; Hypocreales; Nectriaceae
Exons: 3
Coding region: 238-7395 (2385 amino acids)
Cellular component (GO): cytoplasm
Source: RefSeq, a predicted model, not a curated record
CGCGCCCCAUUUAGCUUAUCGCUGUCUAGACCUUCUAUACUUUGUCAGAAGUUCGUCACCAGUACCGUCUGACCAUCAGGAUUUCCAACCACUCCACUGUUCUCCGAUUGAAUCCGAGAAAACGGUUGCGAUUACGAAAGAAAGGUUCGGAUACAAUCAGCAAAGGCAGAUAAUUAUACAACGCUCAUAGUAGCCUCUGGCGUUAUCUCCUGCAAUUGCAGGCCUUGAGCCAUAGUUAUGUCUGGCAAGAUGAAUCGCAAAUCCAGAUACCAUCCGAGUGAUGCUGUAGCACCUAAUACCGGCAGCUCCACGAAAAGUCCGCCCUCGCAUUCAGCGUCCACACCGGCAGGCAAGGCCUCGCAAGGAGGAGGCCAACAUGCUGCACAGACAGGACAGAGACUUCCAGCUGUCAUCUCGACCCCAACUCUACAAAAGGGCAUCGCCGGAGGCAGUCAUCGACCAAUUGACCAGACCUUCAAGAUGAACCCCUUGAACGGUACAAUGGCUUUGGCCUUACCAAUCCCAGUAACUGAGGGCCGUGGCGGGUUUGGUCCGAAGUUGGAACUCUCGUACAAUUCGGGCUCGGGAAAUGGUUACUUCGGACUUGGCUGGCAACUGAAUUUGAGUUCCAUCACCCGUAUGACCUCCAAGCGUACUCCCAUGUACGAUGAGACCGACACUUUCUUGCUGAGCGGCGAGGACGAGUUGGUCCGUAUGGGUGACCCUGAACGCAUUGGCGAUGAAUUUUCGGUUCAGUCGUAUCAACCUCGAGUCAUGGGAGAUGCUCUGAAGAUCGAACAAUGGAGUCGAUUGACAGAUCCUUCCGAUGUCCACUGGAGGACGAUUUCGGGCUCUAAUGUGACUUGCAUUUAUGGCCAGUCGAGCCAAACGCGAACCUCCUGCAAGGAUCAGUCUGGCCGCACCUAUAUCUUCUCUUGGCUACUAUGCAGUUCAUACGAUCCCUUCGGGAACUUAAUCACCUAUGAAUACAAGGAUGAGAACACGCAGGGUUUUGACACCUUGUCGCCUGAAGCGCGAUUGCAGGAACAGAAUCGAGCCAUGGAAACAGUUGGACGUGCAAAGUACUUGAAGGCGAUCAAGUACGGCAAUGCACUUCCUAAUCGAGAUAUUAGUAGUUGGAAGCCACUCGAACAUGACGGGCAAUACCACUUCCAAGUAGUUCUUGACUACGGAGAACAUGACAUCGACAACCCGGAUGUUCAGGCAGAAUCACCCUGGGUGGUCAGACAAGACAGAUUCUCAACAGCGGCAGCCGGCUUUGAAGUACGCUGGCUACGGCUGUGUCGCCGCAUUCUCAUGUUCCAUUACUUUCCGAAGGAGCUGUCAGAGAAGCAUUGUCUCGUGCGUUCUGUUUCGAUGCAGUAUCAAGAGUCAUCCGUGGCCUCUUUCUUAUCUUCACUAACAGAACGGGGGCAUUGGUUCAAUCACGAAACGAAUGAGAUGCAACAUCAAGCGCUACCGCCAUACACUUUCCAGUAUAACAUGCCGAUCGAUGUGUCCAGCGCCAAAGUCGAGCACAUGAAUACCGAUAAUCUGCCGAAUUUACCCAGCCCAGGUGGGAAUGAGUGGCAAUGGGUGGAUUUGUUGGGAGAGGGAGCGCCUGGGCUACUUGAACAACGUCCCGACGGUUCUUGGAACUUCCGUAAGAACUACAAUAUCAUAGAUGAAUCAUCAGUUCCGAAGUUCGAUUCAUCUAUGACCAUACCUGCCCGACCGAACCGAAACCUGGGCAAAUCGGCUUACUUUGAGGACUUGAACCAAGAUGGAAAGCUCGAACUAGUGUGUCUAGACGACAUAAACAGGUUGGAAGGCUUCUACCACCAAUAUGAUGAGGGAUGGAUUGGUUACACUACCUUCUCGUCAACUCCAAAUCGAGAUACCACCGCAGUCUUCUUCAAGCAGCUUGAUCUCACUGGAAAUGGGCUUGCAGAUCUUGUGGCAGUUGAUGCCGUGAAUAGAGAGAUUAUGUGGCAAGAAAACUUGGGCGCAGCUGGAUUUGCUCCAUUGAGGGAAUGCGUCAACAGUACGGGUGUUCCGCAGCUGAUGUCUGAUGACCCUACGGUACAGGUCACUCUUGCUGAUAUGACAGGUGACGGUCGGUCAGAUGUCGUACAGGUCUCUUCAGGCUAUGUCAAGUACUGGCAGAAUCUAUCAUACGGACAAUUCAGUGACCCGGUCUGUAUGUACAAUGCCCCAAAGCUGGAUAGUGAUAUCUCCAUUGCCGAAAGAAUACGCCUUGUUGAUAUCAAUGGAUCGGGUACCAACGAUCUGAUCUACAUGCCUGCAGGUGGUGGUCUGCACGUUUAUUUCAACCAAGCAGGAAACGGCUGGAGUGAUCCACAGAUUCUGGAGUCAUUCCCGUCGGUUGACCAGCUGAGUAGCGUCUCUACGGUGGACCUGUUUGGUAAAGGGACGGCAUGUUUAUGUUGGAGCGGCAAGGUACUUGGGUCAAACUCAGCGCAGACUCUCUACUAUGUCGACCUUGCCCCUGGACCAAAGCCCAACUGCCUAGCUACAUACCAAAAUGGGAGGGGAUCGCGAGUAGAAGUCUCGUAUCGGUCUUCCAACUGGUAUUACCUCCAGGAUGAGCGUGCAGGAGCACCAUGGGCUACAAAAAUAGGGUUUCCCGUUCAGUGUGUCAGUCAAGUCAGGUUCUUGGACGAUACAACUGGACUUUUGAACACCAAGAGUUUCACUUAUCAUGAUGGCUACUACGAUGCUCCCGAUAGGGAGUUUAGAGGCUUUGGGAUGGUCGAACAGCUUGAAUCGACUGUUUUCAACGCCGAUACGUCAUCAGAAUACCGCCAAACAGCUACCAUCACCAAAACCUGGUUUCAUACAGGGGCAAUGACACCAACUAAGUGCCGUCUAGAGCGAGCAACCUCUGGAGCUCUUUUCGGUUCUUACUGGUGCGUAGAGUCAUUCAAGCUCGAAGAUCGGCGUGACUGCUGCCGGGCCCUCAAAGGAAUGCAGCUCCGAGAAGAAAUUAUUGGCCACGUUGGGACUGCACUUACAGAACAUGCCUAUCAAGUGACAGAUACUGCUCACCAAGUGGUCCAGCUCUCUCCUAGGAAAGGCGUAUUGCAGCCAGGCACAUAUCGUUGCGUGCCACGCGAAAUACUCAAGACUCACAAUGAUCGGUCGCCGGAAUCAUUACCACGCUACAGCCACGAACUCAUCCUAGAGACGAACAGAUUCAAUGAUAGACUGAAGUCAAUGGAAAUUUUCUAUGGGCACUCAGGCGGAGAGGCCCUGGAUUCUGUCCAGAAGGAAAGUGUCCUGACGUACAUAGAGAACGAAUAUUGUCUGCCUGUCCUCGACAAGGACAAUGGGAUCUUCGUAAAGCCAAUGCCGUCAGUCACUCGCAAAUAUCGUAUUGUUGGUCUGGACUGGUCAAGCAAUAACAUACAAUCGGCCUUUACCAAGUUUACUAGUGGCAGUUUCCAGGUAUUGCGGAGUAUUCCCGAAGUCCCAUACACAGAUCAGAUUCUACCUCCAUGUUCUUCAGAAGCCCGAGUAAAGAUCGAAGAGAGACGGACAUUAUAUCGCAACCAGGACUUCUCUCAAGUACAGCCAUUACCUCUGGGGCAAUUUCAGGCUUACUCGGUGAUCCAUGGUAUUCUUGACCUAGCUGGAGGAGACAGAUGGUUUCAAGCCCUGCUCAAGGACUAUUUACCUGAUAAUUCAGACUUGGAUAGCUUUAUGACUACAUAUGGGUAUAUCAAAACAACGGAGGAAAACGGCACUACUCUUUGGUGGCGCCUUUCUUCGCGUAAUCUUUUUGGUCCUGACGCAAAAAAUGAACUCGCCAAGGCCAGAAAGUGCUUUUACACACCGACGAUCACCCAGGAUCCCUUUGACAACCGGAGUACAGUUCAGAUGGAUGACUAUAACCUACUGCCAAGGCUUUCUACUGAUGCGGUUGGAAAUGUCACCAAUGUGGAUAUGGAUUACAGAUACAUGUCUCCAUCGUGUGUCGUUGAUCCAAACCGCAAUCGAACCACCUAUAGCUACGACCUGUUGGGUAGAGUCGUGGCAACAGCCCGAUCUGGGAAAGAGAAAGAAUCAGUUGGUGACAAUCUCAACACAACAGUCAAGCUACCCUCACAAGCUGACAAGGAUGUUUUCUUUGCAUGUCCGACGCAAGAGGCUGCUUUCAAGCUUUUAGGUGGUGCCACUAGUUACCGCCUGUACUACGAUGCUCAAGCCAAGCAUCCCAGAGCGCUUUUGGAUACCAGUCCCACUGCCUUUAUCGACAUCAGUCGAACUUCCCACCAUGCGGAUGGAGCCAGUGCUAGUGAUAUUUCCAUAUCGAUCACUUACCUGGAUGGCAAUCUUGCUGAGCUGCAAACGAUCAGCUUGACUGGCACAGUCGAGGAUGGAUAUAAGUGGAACAUUGGUGAAUGGAGUUUACGAAAUAGCAGAGGGGACCCGGUUCGCACGUUUCAGCCAUGCUAUACCGAUUCGCAUGGGUUCAUUCAUUCUUCUGAGAGCCAGUCGAAAAUGACCACCAUGAUCUAUGAUCCCCUGGGCAGACUAGUCGGUACAUUCUAUCCUGACCACGCAUACUCGAAAGUGAGAUAUGAGACUUGGGCAACUACAAACUACGACAGAGGGGAUACAGUCUUGAUGGACCUCGCCGAGGACAAAGAUCUCAGUAUCUAUACCAGCGUUCUCGCAAAGGAGAACUAUAGUCCCAGCUGGCACGCUAGCGCGUCGACCCAAGAGCUUUCACGCAGGGCUGUAGCAAAGGUUUCGGAGGUUUACAGUGAGACACCCGAUAAGACUUAUCUGGAUGCGCAAGAGCGUCCAAUUCUAAGAAUCAGAGAUUGCAAAACGGCCAAGAUAAAGACGCGGAGUAGUUACAGUCUAGCAGGGCAUUUGGCCCAAACAACAGAUGGUAGAGGUCGUCUUGCUGAAAGCGUAACCUCUGACUUGCUAGGCCGUGACAUACUCCGUCAAGGUAUGGACACUGGCAUGGUUUUUACCUUCCACGACUGCAUGGACCGCACUGUGAUACUGAUGGAUGGCCGUAACUGGAGGCAACGGUCGGUAUACGAUGCUGCAGGUAGAAAGACCCAUCUCUGGCUCUGGCAACACGGUGGAACCGAAUUCUUGGCAGAAUUAAUUCGCUAUGGAGAGGCUGUUGAAAACGCUGAGGCUUUGAACCUACGUGGAAAGGUAUGUGAGAUCCGGGAUCAAUCAGGAAUCCAGAAGAACAAAGUCUUUGACUUCAAAGGAAACUUUGUCGAGUCAACUACCCAGUUCACGACUGAAUACAAAGGCUCGAUCAACUGGGGAGCUGAGAGCAACCCCAAGCUGGACCCCGAGGUUUACACGGUUCGAAAGGCUUAUGAUGCCAUGGACAGAGUGGUCGAGUCAUAUGACGUCGAAGGUGCAGUCACAAGGCAUAGUUAUGGCAUCUCUGGACAGCUCAAUCGGGUUUCAUACAAGAGCAGAGGGCAGAAGGAGUAUCCCUGGAAAGAUUACAUGAGCGACAUCAGGUAUGCGGCUGAUGGACAACCGGAGCAAAUCCUGUACGGAAACGGUGUCUUGGCGACCUUUCAGUAUGACUUAGCGACCAGACUCAUGAAUCGAAAGAGACUCAUCCGCCAGAAUGACAAGAGAGUCAUGGAAGACACACAAUAUUCACACGAUGUUAUGCAUCGGGUGAUUCACUCCAACGAUGCCGCCCAGCCAGUUAAUUACUUAAACAACACUGUCGUUGAUGCAAGAUGCUCUUACACUUACGACACUAUUGGUCGUCUCUCAUCGGCCCAAGGUCGCGAAGAUGCCAAUACUAAUGCACGAGGGAAGUCAUCUGUUGGAAUACCUAGCGACAGUACCCGCAUCUGCAGAUACACGGAAGAGUACCAGUAUGAUGAUGCUGAUAACAUUACUCAAGUGAAACACCACGCAGGGCCAAAAGGUCAAAUGUGGGUGCGGAGCUAUGCGUACGAGGAAAAGAGUCUGGUCAAGGAAGGCGAGUCUGGAAAUAGGCUCAGCUACACUUCAAAGAGUGGUCAAACAGAAAAAUGGACCUACGGCGAUGGAGCCAACACUGGCUUUGCUGGUAGUGUCACUGCCGGUGGCGGGAUGCAUUCCAUGUACUGGGAUCCUUUCAACCGUCUCAAGUCUUGCUCAAGGCAAGUCAAGAAGAGUGGUGUACCAGAAACUACAUGGUAUGUGUACAACAGUGAAGGAAAGAGGGUACGGAAAAUAACGGAGCGAUCAUCGUCCGGGUCGGAUGAUCCAAGAAUGCUGAAAGAAACAACCUUCUUUUCCAAUUUGCACAUAUACCAGUGCAAGACUGGGGACGGAUCUGGCCACAGCAAGGAUAAACGCUACCAUCUGAUCCAUAGUGCCGAACAGAAACUCGUGGCCAUUGCUGAAGAGGACAAGGCUGUGUCUUCAGAGUCUUCCCCUCUAGUCAGAUAUCACAUGUCCGACAAGCUAGAGUUAGAUCAUUCGGGGCUUGUCAUAACUUACGAGGAGUAUUCACCCUUUGGAUCAAGCUCCUUUUCUCUUCGACGAUCGGAACAAGAGGCAUCCCGCAAGUACAGAUUUGCUGGCUACGAGAGAGAUAAAGAGACCGGGCUCUACUACUGCAACGCGCGGUACUAUGCUCCGUGGCUUGGGCGAUGGAUGUCACCAGACCCUAUCGGAACCAAGGAUGGGCUAAACUUGUACUGCUACUGCGGUAAUGACCCGGUGAACUACAUUGAUCCUACCGGAACUACGGGUCUGUUCAAGGCCAUGCGAAUAGCAGCAGUGCCACUAGCCAAGGCCGCGAUGAGAAUGAACGAAAUCACAAAAUCGGGUGCAGUGUUUGAGCCCUACCAGCGAUCCUGGCUCUCGGAGAUUUCCAAGCCGAGUCGAGGCUGCUCGGCGGCUUUCCUGGAUGAUGCCGGAUUCUUGACUGAGAAUGAAAAGUUGAGGAACCUGCAGGAAUACAACGCGAAGAUGGAACAGCAGGUACAACGUCCGCUGAGUCAUAUGUCUCCGGAACUCAUGAAGGAAAUGGGAACGUACGACAUUAAGCAGUACCUCACUGAAUUUGGGAAGGAAGGUCUAAUUCAGGGAGGCAAGGAGCUGGCCUUAUUUGGUGCUGCCGCGAUCGGCACCCGGAUUCCCCUACUAAGCAUGUCCUCGCCUUUAGGAUUUGUGCCCGGUAUUGUUUAUGGCGUUGCCUGCGAUACGGUCAUAGAUGCUGUAGCGGAGAAGAUUCGUGAGGGAAUGGCGGGUCCAAAUGAGUACGCGCAGGAAGACGCACAGAGCCACGUAGAAACGAUGAACAAGUUACGGCAGGGUCCGCGGGAAUUCGCACAGGGCUUAGCGCAGGAUUGGUUCAUGGGCCAUUUCCAGGAUAAAUGAGAUCAUCAUUUGCUUUCUCUUUUACUUUAGCUUUCGAAUCUGGUCUUGUUUUAUUGACACUACUUCUCUGAGUUGCU